This is a messenger RNA of Sebastes umbrosus (honeycomb rockfish), 4689 nucleotides long. It is a transcript of the gene gpr18, whose product is annotated as G protein-coupled receptor 18. NCBI's taxonomy places the organism in Eukaryota, Metazoa, Chordata, Actinopteri, Perciformes, Sebastidae. Gene Ontology annotation, biological process: phospholipase C-activating G protein-coupled receptor signaling pathway; positive regulation of Rho protein signal transduction. The transcript is spliced from 3 exons. Gene Ontology annotation, molecular function: G protein-coupled receptor activity. The record is from RefSeq and is a predicted model, not a curated record. The coding region runs from base 217 to 1233 and encodes 338 amino acids. Gene Ontology annotation, cellular component: membrane.
ACGCUGGGUUCAGCCUCGCCACCAUUUCCAUCACAUUACCCUUUGAGAAAGCAUUCACUUCCCUGUUUUGGCUGAGUGCUCUGAUAAAUCGCCGUGCCGCUUCAUAAACCUGUUGGUGCGAGCUUGUCAAGAUGUUUGUGUGAUUUCUGUGGUAAGUGCAGUUUUUUGUUUUGGACUCGUGAGGGACAACUUCUACAUUAUGUUCAAAGUUUCAGAAUGAGGCUGGAUCUAAACUUCUCCAACAUGUCUGUGGAGUCUGGUGACGUUCGGCUGGAGCAGGGGCCGGUGGAGUACCGCAUUGCGGGCCUGAUCUUCUACUGCUUCGUCUUCGUCAUAGGAGUCAUCGUCAACAUCACUGCCUUGUGGGUGUUUUCUCUCACCACCAAGAAGAAGAACUCCGUCACCGUCUACAUGAUAAACGUGGCGGUGGUGGACCUCACCUUCAUCCUGCUGCUUCCCUUCAGGAUGGUGUACCACCACCUGGACUACUGGCCCUUCGGGGACAUUUUCUGCCGAAUCAGCGCAGCUCUCACCAUCUUCUACCCCUGCAUGGCUCUGUGGCUGUUCGCUCUCAUCAGUGCCGAUCGCUACAUGGCCAUCGUCCAGCCCAAACACAGCAAAGAGCUGAGGAACGUCCCAAAGGCCAUGGUGGGGAGUUUCGGCGUGUGGUUGAUGACCCUGGGCAGCACCGUACCCCUGCUCUUCUCCGAGGAAGAUCCCGAUCGCAUCUCCAACUUCACCACCUGCAUCAAGAUGCAAGACAUCAUCUACAUGCGCAACGACAACCCGGUCAACUUUGUGCGACUCAUCUUCUUCUUCCUGGUGCCCAUAUGCAUAAUGAUAGGCUGCUAUAUCGUCAUCGUGGAUAAUCUGAUCCACGGCCGCACCUCUAAGCUCAAACCCAAAGUGAAGCAGAAGUCCAUCCGGAUCAUCAUCACGCUGAUUGUCCAGAUGUUGGUGUGUUUCGUGCCAUUCCACGUGUGUUUAGUGCUCCGUUUGGUGGGGACGGGCAAAGACGGGGGGUUCAGCACGUGGGCGGUCUUCACCACGUUCCUGAUGAACCUGAGCACAGUGUUAGAUAUCAUUCUGUUCUACAUCGUCUCCAAGCAGUUCCAGGACAGGGUGAUCAGCGUGAUCUUGUAUAGGAACUACCUGCGAAGUGUGAGACGGAAGAGCAGGCACACGCACACUGGCAGCACCCGAUCAAUGAGUAACCUGACCCAGAUGAUAUGAAACCACCAUCAAACUUUCACAUCAAACUGAUACAGACUGUACAUGUGCACGCUUUGGCACAAUGUAACACUGAAUGCUUCGCUGUGUACAUGGUUCAUUAUCAAAAGGAUCAAAACUUUGCAAUUAAUUUCCUAGGUGUAAUUUACACUCACAGUAUGGGAGUGCUGCUGUUGUGGCGAAAAACAUCUGUGUUCGGAGCUGAUUGACUCACCCAUGAGACUUGAGAUGUUUUUUGUGCAUCUUUGCUCUGUCAGACAAAGCGAGAGUAUCUGUGGCUCAGGUGUAACGCAUGCAGGCGAAAAUAAAACUCAUGAUUAUUAAGAACACAGCCCACAGUAUCGCAGUGUUUGCUUUUGUUAUCAGCCGUGUCAACCAAGACCUAUAAAGGGCCUGACUGUCUCCGCGUGGGGGCGGGUGUGGGGGGAACCAACAGGAAAUGAUAGUGGGCUCUUAAAAGGUUGCUGCUUUCGUUUGUUCGCUGCACCAUAUUUGCAACUUCGCCUCUGUAGCACCUCAGUCCUGCAUCAUGGCUUAAAUAUAAGCUGCGUGAUGUCAUGCAUAUGCUUGAGUGUCAUAUUUGUGAAGUCUAUGUUUAAGCCCGACCGCUUGAUACAAGACUUAAUAUUGACACACACACCACAAUCAUCCUUUUAACGUUGCUGUUAACUUGUCUACCAGGUGAUGGCAGCAUGGCACAGCUAGACCCCAUCUACCUGCCAGAGCAACACAGAACGGUGCUUUUCUUUACUUUUAAAGUGGAUGGUGCAACAUUUUUGAUUCUCUGCUUUAGAGUUCUCUAUACUUUUUUGUGUUUCUGCAUUUUAUUACAUUAGAAAUGGUUUUUAAAAAAGCUAAUAUUUGCAUUUUGAUCCUUGAAAUAACCAUUCCACCUCAUCACAGAGAAGUUGUUAACUACAGUCGUAACAGCUUCCCCAACCAGGAGUCAGACAAGAGUGUGUUUAUGGCGCAAUGUGAAUCGUAUUGAUUAGAUGUUAAAUGAUUCAGCCACUUGAAAGUGCAUUUACAGUAACGUCCUUUAAGAGAUGUCAGCGAGGCUAUUUACUAGAUUUAAAGCAACCUUAACCUUAAAAGAGAAAAACCUUUUUUUUCUGCACAGGGAGAGACUUUAAUGUCAGGUCUAAAGCAGCACGAUGCAAGAUCCUGCAAUUUAUCCCGGAGUUAUUCCUCAAAUGGACGAGACAAGUGAUGCGUUAGAAGGUACUGAAUGUGUGACAGUCCCAUCUAAAAUGAAGAGACUGUUUAAUUUAAAUGAAGGAGCGGUUUUGAUAGGUGUCCUGCACAAACAUCAGGCGAGCUAAGAAUUGAUUUGGUGUUGCCAACUGUUAAAAUAAUCGAGUUAGUGUGUCUGUCACACCUACACACAGUCUUAACUGGAUUAGACAGUGAGUCAGUGUAGCUGAGUAACUAUGUAGUGUCUCAUGCAAUUAGACAGCUAAGGCGCCCUGUGGUGUAACCACAUGCACCAAUUUUCCGAAUGGUUAUCGUAUGGCUGAUCAAUUGCAAAAACUAAAUGCAAUGCGUUGUACUCUGCAAUUCAGAUCCGGGUUAUAUUAAAGGUGCGCUAUACGAUAUCCAGGACAUUAAUAUAGAAGCAAACAACUAUUUGCUAUGUAAAGAUAUAGAGUAAUGUCUACCUGAGCAGAGAAUGAAGUUGCUCUCCCUCUGUGGGUGUUGUAAUUUGAGUUUCUUCUCCUCCUAACUCGUCACCUAGUGCUGCAUACUGUCAUUUUAUUUUCGGCAUCAAAACCACUAUAGUUACCCUUGGCGUCACUUUAGGAUUAGGUACAAAACAACUAUGGUUAGGUUUAGGAAAGAACUACAUGGUUGGGCUUAAAACUGCUACGUUUGUACAGUGAAGAAGACACUGAACGUUGUGAACACGGAACAGCUGAUAUAUAACGUGACGCACAGGACACAAACAGCGGCCUCCUGGAUGAAAGCCUUGUGUUUGUUGGACCCAUCCAACUCCCCUCCCGCCCGUCUGGUGGGUGUCUUUUCGCUUUUUAAACUACGUCACCAAACUCCCCGCGUACUUUCUCGGGGCGCUUACUGUUGCAGCGGAUGCGUUUACAUUAUAGUUAAUGGAACUCCCGGUGCGUCUCGUACCAGCGCUAAAUGGUUCCGUGUGUGGCGGUACCGAACGCCGACGGUCACGACAAAGCCUCGAUAUUUAACGCCCUGGGAAUUAGAACGGGCUGACUUUUAGUGCAUGUUAGUGCAUGUGAGCGUGCCCCACUGGCUGGCUCACAGCUGAAAUAAUACUGUUAGCUCUGUCAGCACUGUAGCCGUUGUUUUCGCUGUUAGCAAUUUUAGCUACAAGCCACCAGCUCAGCCGUCGCCAUGUUGAGAGCCGUGCGGAGGCAAUAGAAAUGCCCCCAAUCUCGCAUUUAGCACCUUUAAUGUUUUUUUCACAUCUUAAAGUAAGUAAGCCCAGUUAAAUUCUCACAGAGAUACGUUGAUGUAAUAUGGUGGUAAAAGGAUAAACGACACUGGGAGUCCAUGUGGUUCUUGGUUGGUUCGUACAGUGUUCAUGGGUCAAGAAGUGGCCAGACGGUGGGAUAUAGACGAGCUAGAUUUACACAGUAUUUAAUAAGAGGAGGCAGACUACAAGAUUUUCAUCUCACAUGGAAUUCUGGGAACUGCAGUUCAUCACAUGAUGAUGGGUUUAUUGGCCGCUGGACUACAAGUGGAUUUAUAACCAAGAGGUCAAAGGUCAAAUGAAACAUCAGAGGGUCGUCUAUCUGUCCCACCUGUUAGACAUCAAAGAAAAACCAGCCACGCUGCUCACAGCAACUGGCAUUUAAAACAAUUAAGUUUCCUGUCAAGUCCCUGUGAUGAAUUAUCCGGAAGCUUUACCCGCUGUAAUUCUAAAUCUUCCCAACAAGUGCCUUUGUUGUAGAGAAAUUAAUGAAAACAAGAUUGUCUUUCAUAGGAGCUGAUCUAACAGCGCGACAGCCAGCUGCUCUUCUUUGGGAAUAAAAACAGUCAGCAUUAAACACAGCUCACACAAAAUACUUUUUUUCUUUUUUUUUUCCUACCACUCGUGUGGAAAACAAAUCAGGCGGCGAGCGCAGUGGCCAUCUGUUUUGUUAUUUGAUAUGUGUGAAUACAUGUUGUAAUGACUUUGUUUGUGAAUCACUCUGCGCGGCAGAACACACGAGAGCUCUCGAAGUGCUGGAGUGUUCAAAGCUAAUCAUAUAAUUGGACACAAUAGUCGAUGACAAAUGGAGACGCUUGGAGCCAGCCAGCUGGGGAAGUGAAUAUGUAAUCAUUGUAAAAUCAUAUCAUUUUUGCAUAUUUGAAGACAGCUUAAUAGAGGUUGCGUGUCAGCACACUAUCAAAUGAUGAUCAGAGACAGUGUUGCUGUAUUUGUUUUUCUAAAUAGUGCUUUGUUGGACUACUUAUCUUUAGCGUGAUUAAAAGUGUUUCUCAAGA